This is a messenger RNA of Rhizophagus irregularis DAOM 181602=DAOM 197198, 1020 nucleotides long. Lineage: Eukaryota; Fungi; Glomeromycota; Glomeromycetes; Glomerales; Glomeraceae. The record is from RefSeq and is a predicted model, not a curated record.
AUGUCAAUUAAAAAUUCGUAUGCUGAUAUUAACUGGUUAGAAAAUUUCGUUACUAAAGAAUGUAUCACAUGUUAUGAGUAUUCGGACUUCAAAAAUGUACAACAAAUAGGAAAAGGUUCUUUUGGAAAUGUCGUGCGUGUUAAUUGGAAAACCACUAACCAUUCAUUCGCUUUGAAGUCUUUUGAUAAUGGUGAAAUAACUCUUAAGGAAGUUGUCAAUGAGUUAAAAUUACAUCGGAGCGUUGAUCUUCAUAAGAAUAUUAUACGAAUAUUCGGAAUUACAAGAGAAGAAACUUAUGAAGUUCAUUCAAUAAGAUAUUCAUUCGUUUUGGAAUACGCUGAUAAUGGUACACUUAAUGAUUAUUUAUCUAAGCAUUUUAAUGAACUUGAUUGGAGCGACAAAAAUCAAUUAGCAUUACAAUUGGCAAGUGCUGUAGCGUUUAUACACGAUUGUAACAUAAUUCACCGUGAUUUGAAAAAUAUUAAAUUAGCAGACUUUGGUUUAUCAAAAAAAAUCGACGAAAAAUCAAAUAAUACAUCAAAAAUCUUUGGUGUAAUUCCUUUUAUAGAUCCAAGAAGUCUGGAUAAUCGAAAUUAUAAAUUAAAUAAAAAAUCUGACGUAUAUAGUAUUGGAGUUUUGAUGUGGCAAAUUUCAAGUGGAUAUAAACCUUUUUAUGAUGUUGGUUAUGAUGGAAGAUUGAUAUUGGAUAUAUUAAAUGGAAAGAGAGAAGAAAUUAUUGAUGGAACUUACGUUGAAUAUAGUAAUUUAUAUAGAAAAUGUUGGGAAGAUAAUCCAAGUGAACGUCCAGAUAUACAAAAAGUUGUAUCAACUCUUAAAUCAAUAAUUUCUCAUCAACAAAAUAAUUCAAACAUUGAGAUUACCGCAAAUGAAAUAAAUAAAAAUUAUACGAUUGGAAAUCAUCAAAUGGAUCCGAAAUCUAAUGAUGAAAUGUUAGAUAUAAAUAAAAGUCUAUUUAUCAAAUAUAUCAAACCGAAUAACUUCAUUAAAUGUAUCAAUUGA